This is a messenger RNA of Trichoderma breve, 2868 nucleotides long. Its product is annotated as rab-GTPase-TBC domain-containing protein. The coding region runs from base 1 to 2868 and encodes 955 amino acids. The record is from RefSeq and is a predicted model, not a curated record. NCBI's taxonomy places the organism in Eukaryota, Fungi, Ascomycota, Sordariomycetes, Hypocreales, Hypocreaceae. The transcript is spliced from 3 exons.
AUGGCCAUCACAUCCAUCCGACCAGCAACUGGCACCAGAUCGCGACGGUCUGCCGACAACACCAUAGGCCUCCGUUACGAAAAGACGGUCCAGGCAGAGCCUCCCAUCCCACUGCCUCCCAGAAGCACAUCUCGCAACACCAUUCGUACGCUGUCGAUACGAUCGUCAGCAUCGUCUCCCUCUCCCUCUUUGUACUCGGUGUCACUCUACUCGCCAAGUCUGGUGGUUGUUACGCCACCGCAGCUCUCAUUAUUGCCCAUUACGCCACCAACUGAGCAGCAUCCGGCAUUGAGGACGCCGGCACGCCAGGCAAAGCUCGCUCACGAGAGUUGGAAGAGAGACUCGGGGCUCGCGCCGACGCCGACCUCAGCAACCACUAUUUACGAAGAGGACUGCGAGGAAGAAGAGGCCAAGCAAGACGGCAAGCAGCUGGCAGACGCCCAAGACUCUGUCGGUGACAAGCCAACCAAAGUCGACGAGGUACCACGACAUCGUGUCCCACAAGUACAAGCACAAGCACAGCACGGAACAGCUGUCGGCCCAGUGGCGGCUGGUUGGCAGUGUUCGACAAGUGAGACAAAGUUUCAUCAACCAGCCGCGUCUGCGUCAUUUCCCUGCUUCGAAAAACCCAAUACCGCCGUCGCUCCGAGCCGUGCUCAACCUCAACCUCCCUCACCACCUCGCUCGUCGUUGUCGCCAGUGUCGCCAAAGAGGCAAAGCAUUCUCAAGCGCCUUAGCGUCUGCUCCUCUGCGUCGGCAAAGGGGAAAUUAGCCCUGCAAGCCCUGGCAAUUGACGAGGGAUCUGCUGCCGCAAACGCGCCAAUGCAGCCCCUGAUGCGGGGCUCGCAGCAAGCCUCCACUCAUAAGCAGCCACAACGGUCAACUGCAGAACAGUCGCCUCUUCCGCUACUGCAGAUACAGACACUAUCUCGCGACACUGCUUCUCCGGGCGACGUCAACGACCGCUUUGCGCCUCUGGGCAUCAGCAUCCCAACGCACAGCCUGCUCGAGGAUGAUUUUAUGGCCACGUUGUCCUUCUCGAACCGCGGCAGCAUCAUGUUCGGCGGGCGACGCGCUGGAGCGCUGGGCCUCGACGGGGCCAACGACAGCAGAGGCGAUGUCUCUGCUCCUUCAACACCCACUCACAACCAUGCACGAUCCAGCAGCACCAGCGUCGACCGCAUCGAGUCCUUGGCCGCCAGUGCCUCCAACCCCAACCUCGUGCCCCGCGCUCAGCCGCCACCCGACAUCCGCCUGCUAGCAUCCGACGUCGACAAGGAGUCCCAAAAGGUGAGAUCGCUCUAUGGAGUCGGCGAUGCCAUCAAUUGGGAGGAUGGCGCAAGGCGCUCGUACUGCGAACCCUUGGAGCCUACCCCAGAGCUCCCAGCAGAGGAAGAUGGGAAUGACUCCAUAAUACUGCCGCCACCCAUCCCUGUCUGGGGAACCCCGAGAUCCAUCAGGUCUACGAGCUCCUCGGUUCACCUUGACUAUAGGCGAGACACGGAGCUCGCUGGCGGCCUAGAAGACUGGGAAGAUGUUGACGGCGCCAGCGUCGAUCGAUAUGGCUUCAUCACCGCCCCCCGAUCACGGCUCGGCACGCCCACGGAGAUGAAGUCUGCCCAGUACUCGCCCAGGCGAAGGAAUAUGCUACAGAAGAGGGACUUGGCUGGCCUAUCUCCCUUGGGCCCGAGCAGGAAGAUGUCCGCCAGGUCACUCAACACCCAAGCCUCGGAACUAUCUACCGCCUCGAAACGAUCUUCGCGAUCCGUCAUCCGGCAGGCUAGCAAUCUGCUACCACAUAACCGAGAUCGGCGAUGGUUAGACGAGGCUGGCGACAUGCUGACGCUUCCAACAAGCCUCCAAGAUGCCGCAGAGGAAGCCCAUAUAGAGAGGAUAUCAGAAACACUGAAGCGCAAGGAGUGGGAGAGGUCAGAGAAGUGGCGUAAGAUGGCCAAGGUUGUCCGAAGGGGCGGCCAGGGCGAAGGCAUGGAGUUUGAGUUUGACAGGAAGAACCCUAAGCUCAUUGAGCGAACAUGGAAAGGCAUUCCCGAUCGCUGGCGUGCGGCCGCGUGGUGGUCCUUUCUUGCCAGCUCUGCUACGGAACACGGGGUCCACGCGGUUGAAGAGGAGAUUGUUGCAUCGUUCCAUCGACUGCUGGAGCAAAGCUCGCCGGAUGAUGUGCAGAUUGACCUCGACGUGCCCCGAACCAUUAGCCGACACAUCAUGUUUCGCAAAAGGUACCGCGGCGGCCAGCGGCUUCUGUUCCGCGUGCUGCACUGCCUGUCCAUCUUCUUUCCAGAAACAGGCUACGUCCAGGGUAUGGCGUCAUUGGCAGCAACGCUUCUCUGCUACUUUGACGAAGAGAAGUGCUUCGUUAUGCUGGUGCGCAUGUGGCAGCUACGAGGGCUCGAUCGCCUCUAUCGCCCAGGCUUCGAGGGCCUGAUGAAGGCGCUGCAUGAGUUUGAUGAAACUUGGCUGAAUAAGGACGUGGCCAAGAGGCUGACCGAGCUCAGCGUAGACAUAACGGCAUACGGUACACGUUGGUACCUUACCCUCUUCAACCUCUCCAUCCCAUUUCCAGCCCAGCUGCGAGUAUGGGAUGUCUUUCUCCUGCUGGGAGAUAGCGCGGCCGAGGCGAACAUUGUUACGCAAGUUGACGACAGCGAAGCAAGUCCGGCAACAGGACUCGACAUUUUGCACGCCACGAGCGCUGCCUUGAUCCAGGCCCUCCGUGAGGUGCUCCUGGACUCGGACUUCGAAAACGCCAUGAAGGCCUUGACGUCAUGGAUUCCCAUCAAGGAUGAGGAUCUCUUGAUGAAGGUGACCAAAGCCGAAUGGAAGUCACACCAAGGCAAGAAGAAGACGUAG